GACACCACCUCUGAACAUGACAGGUCCUCUUUAAAUAAGUAAUAAAAUAGUGUACGUUUUCUUUCACAUUUGAAACUUUGUCAAUGACCACAGCUGGAGUUCCCCUAUUCACUUCUGACCUAUCAUCUGGUCAUGAGUUUGGAAUCUUCUUCUAUGCGUUCCUCCUGCUCUGUAAUCACGGGGGAUUUUUGUGAACAUAUUGGAAGUUUUGGAUGAUAGAGACAGAAAGUCAGUAUCCAAGAAGCCUCAGAUCAGAUCUCGUGGUCAAAAGCAGCACCUCUAUUACCAUGAGGAUGGAUCGGCCACUGCUGACACUCAUUUUCAUAGUGCAAGCAGGUACUGUUUGUACAAUGGAAAAGGUUACCCAGAUAAUAGGAAAGAAAGGAGGAGCUGUACAUCUGCCAGCCAUUGUGCCAGCUAAAUUUAAUACCAGGGAUGUCUUUUGGAGACAUUUGUCACCUACAGAUCACUUGGUGGCUUCCUUUUCCCGAGGAUCAUUCGACACAACAUAUCAAUCUUGUUUCUACGAGAGAGUCCAGCUUCUUAACAACUUUACUUUGGUUAUCCUAAAUCUUGAACUGGAGGACACUGGGAUAUUCACUUGUCAAAUGGUGGACACCAAUGGACACAUGAGGCUUCAUCAGUUCCACCUAAUAGUCUACGAAGUGGUCGUGAAGCCAGAAGUCCAGGUGUAUACAUCCAAAGGAACCACAGACUGUUCUGUGUUUUUGGCUUGCAAUGCAUCCACAGGAAACAAUGUGACAUACGGCUGGACAACCGACACUGGAGAAGGUCGUCCUCUAAACAGAACUUAUAUGUUACAUGACAACAGUCGCCUUCUUAACGUUCUUCUUAAUCUAAGUGAUCAGGAGGUUUCCUUUACAUGUAUGGUAGCAAACCCGGUCAGUCAAGAGAAAACAGUCGUAACUCCUUGGAACAAUUGUUUCAUAAAACAGGGAACUGAUGUUGGUUUCUUCAGUGGGAAAGUCAUCUUGGUUAUUGGGAUCUUUCUUGUGGUCACAUUUGCUGUCUUGAUGUUCUUAGUCUUCUUGUUGACCAGACACUCUGGUAAAGACAGAAGAAAAAAGACUUAUCAAAGGACAACUUCACAACUCAAUGAAGAGACUGGAGGUCAAGAAGAAGACUUGAGACUACAGAACAGUGAUAUCUACAAAACAGUCCGAUUGGAUUAUAAAUACACAAGAAGUGUGCAGGGGGAAUUUAAGGGAAGGAACUAG
This is a messenger RNA of Bufo bufo (common toad), 1238 nucleotides long. It is a transcript of the gene SLAMF8, whose product is annotated as SLAM family member 8. NCBI's taxonomy places the organism in Eukaryota, Metazoa, Chordata, Amphibia, Anura, Bufonidae. The transcript has 6 exons. The record is from RefSeq and is a predicted model, not a curated record. Bases 213 to 1238 code for a protein of 341 amino acids.